This is a messenger RNA of Sphaeramia orbicularis (orbiculate cardinalfish), 644 nucleotides long. Its product is annotated as piwi-like protein 2. NCBI's taxonomy places the organism in Eukaryota, Metazoa, Chordata, Actinopteri, Kurtiformes, Apogonidae. Bases 126 to 644 code for a protein of 172 amino acids. The record is from RefSeq and is a predicted model, not a curated record. The transcript is spliced from 3 exons.
AUCUGGGUGAUGUAGCCUGUUCUUCUGGACUAGCCUAAGUAGCCUUGCAUUUUGCGCCAGGCUAACGGAGGAUACUUCUUUUAUUUAACCAGUUGUGUCAGCUGUUAACUUCUGGAAUUGGCUGAAUGGAUCCAAACAAGCCCUCUGACUUUAGUGGUAUGACAAGCGUUCCUUUGUUGGGACGUGGAAGAGGUCUGCCAUCUCAACAGCAGGCCAUUGGACGUAGUAGAGGGCUGCCGAUCCUUACAGAAGGACCAAGUGAAGAACAAGCCAGAAGUCAUCCCACUGCUGGUGAUACAUCAUCAGACACACGAGGACGAGGACUUAAUGUAGCAGCUACUGAACCUGCGAUUGGACGAGCCCGAGGGUUGCUGGUUCAACCCAGGGGUGGAGGACAUGGCCGGGCCAGAGAGUUGUUCUAUGCAGAACGUGAACAUCAGAUAGGAGUAGCUAGAGGUUCAUUUCUGCCACCUCAUGUGCAAAAACCUCCAAGUGAACCCCAGAUACAAGACCAACUUAAAGAGACUACAAAAGAGGUUGACAUGCCUACCCAAGGACAAGGCUCAGCAUUGGUAUCGAUGUUUAGAGGAAUGGGAAUUGAGGUGCCAUGGGAAGAGCAGCUCCACCAGUUGGUCAGUAUUUAA